Messenger RNA from Aspergillus calidoustus, 888 nucleotides. The record is from the annotation of a GenBank genome assembly. Lineage: Eukaryota; Fungi; Ascomycota; Eurotiomycetes; Eurotiales; Aspergillaceae.
AUGACAGUAAACGACGACCUCGCAGACUCCGAGACGGAGGCUAUCAUCAACGACCCCAGCGGCGGUUUCCUCGGCCACCUCGCACCGUCCGAAGCCAUCCCCCACUACGCAUAUUUCGGUCCCAAGCAGUUUCUCCAGAUCUUCGAGCGAGAACACAACCCCAACCGCCAAACCGACCACUGGUUCCUGCUGACCGGCGUCACGCAGCGUGUCUUCAACGAGACCUUUCUCGAAGCCGAGUCCGGCCCCUUUUCUCGCGCUUUCGCGUACGACCCCUUCUUCCAUCGGCUCUUGGUCGCUACCCCAGAGUCGACGACGCAUUCGGUCGCGGGUACGGCGUUCGACCGCAUGGUAGAUCGCGCGGCUGAAGAUAUAGGUAUGGAUUAUGAGGUCGUAGCAAUGGGGAAAGGCUACCACGCGGCGGAGAUGGGCACCAAGCAACCCGCAAUGGCCUGGCAGCCAGAGGAAAUAGGCCCCGGACGGGAUAAUCGCUGGCCCAGUGUGGUUUUGGAAGUCGUUGUCUCGGAAUCGGACCCACGACCCAAGUUGCAGGCAGACCUUCGAUACUGGUUUCGGGCACCACCACUGGAUACCGUGAGGACCGUGUUUAUUCUCAUUAUUAACUCGAGGAUGGAUGAAAUUGUCAUUGAAAAGUGGGAACGCACCGCCGCGGACGAACGCCCUCAUAUUGUACAGCGAGUCGUGUUAUCGAGAAUGGAAACGGGGGGUAAUGUUAUGAUCACUGGCUCGCCCCUGAUUAUUGGCUUCGAGCAUCUGUUCCUCCGUCCGCCACGUACGCCUGAAGAGAGGGAUCUCCAGCUCAACGGAGAGAAGCUACAGUUUAUCGCAGAGAGGAUAUGGAGGUAUCAGAGGCUGAACUCCAAGUGA